Cannabis sativa is the source of this 3946-nucleotide messenger RNA. RefSeq names its product plastocyanin. The coding region runs from base 3339 to 3854 and encodes 171 amino acids. Gene Ontology annotation, molecular function: copper ion binding. The record is from RefSeq and is a predicted model, not a curated record. Lineage: Eukaryota; Viridiplantae; Streptophyta; Magnoliopsida; Rosales; Cannabaceae. Gene Ontology annotation, cellular component: chloroplast thylakoid lumen. The transcript has a single exon.
UUUUUUUAAUCAAUCUUUUGGAUUACGACCAGACCCGGACCCAAAUCUCCUCCCCACGGCCCUGGCACUGAACUCGGCUUUUGACUUGAACCCGAAUCCGAUCCCGGACCUAGACCCGACUUAAAUAAAAUCAAAAAAUAAAAAUAAAAAUAAAUUUUACAGAACACACUUUUGUUUUCUGUUUUUAAAAUUGAAAAACAAAAGUGGUUACAGAACGCAUUUUUAUUUUUUAAAAAUAAAUUUUUUUAAAACAAAAAUUUUACUUUCAUUUUGUGAUUAAAAAAUUAAAAAACAAAAGUGUUACCAAACGACACCUAAGUUUUCACGUGUUAUUGUGUCCAACAAUAUAUAUAUAACUCAUAUACAUUUUAUAUGUAUUAACAUAUAAAAAUUAUAUAUCUCAAUAUUAAUAUAUUAUUAUUAUUAUUUAAAUAGUAUAUCACAAAAUAAAUCUAUAAUUACCAUGGUUUGUUUGAAUCUCUUACCCUAUAUUAUUGUUUUUAUGAUCUUCAUUGAUGUUGUUCCUCAUGGAUAGCUGCGUUUGAUUGUAUGACUUAUAGUAUAUUAAUUGUCUUUUUGAAUGAAGAUUAUGCCAUCAAAAUGACUUUUAAAUUGUCGUAAAAUUUCUAUUACAUUUUUGAGAGAAUAUGAGGGAUAUAACAAAAAUAUUUAAAAUAAAAAGUAACAAUAACAAUAAAUUAAUUUAUUGCGACGAUAAAUUGUGGUAAUAUUCUAUAAUGACAACAUUUAAGACCUAAAAAAAUUAUAUUUAUAUAUAAUUAUUCUUUUUCGAGUAGUGUUGGAAAGGAAAAAAAAAUUGCAUACUAAGGUGGGCAAUAUCAUAUCGAUGUAUAGAUAGAUAGUGCCCAACGUCCAAAUAGGUUCUUUAAUUAAUGUUGUUUGUAAAUGGAUUUUUAUACAAAGUACCUAAAAAUGACAUUAUUUUUUUAAUACAUUUUCACGCUACGUUUUAUUUUUAAAAGAAUUUUUUUCUAGUCAUUUUUCCGUAACGUCAUGUAAGCGAUAUAAUAAUAUUGUAAAAACCAUAUAAUACAAAUACAGAAUAAUAUGAAAAUAAUUGUUGUGAAACACAACAUAAAAAAGAACAACAAUCCUGUUAUUGUAAAAGAAAAUUUGAAUAGUAGCAUCGUGAAAUUAUAUUGUACACGUUGAAACAGUGAAACCAAUUACACGAAAAAUAGGGGAUCCCAAAAAAUUAUCUUGUUUUAGUUGUUGAAUAUAUAUGUUUCUGAUUUAAUGUGUGAUACUUUGAAUCCUCAUUACUAAUGAAAUCAAAAUAAUAUUCGAAUGACAAGCUUGUCCUUCGGUUAGACGGUGAGCUAUCUUGGUUCGAGGAGUUUUCUACGCGAUUUGUGAAUAUUUAUAUCGUAAAUUCAUUGGUGAUUCUAAUCACUACAUAAAAAAAAUAUUUGAAUGUACAAAUUAUAGUUAUGUAUUUUCAUUAUAUAUGACCUAUUGCGAUGAUAAUGUUGUCACAACAAUAAUUUUUUUGCGAUAAUAAGUUAGUCGUAAUAGUUAACAAUGAUGACAUUUAGACAAUUAGAUGUAUUGUAAUGAUGUUGUGGCAAUAUACUCUAGCGUAGGAAAAGAAAAAAAAAUGCAUACAUACUAUUCAGUACAAAUUAUUAUCGUCAAUUAGUUAAUCAAUACUUGAAAAUUUAAAAGGGACAAAAAAGAGGAAAUAACAAAAAUUUAGGGAAAAAAUUGUAAAAUAAAGUACAUGUCAAAAUUAAAUAACUUUUCCGUACAAAAACACAACAAAAUAUAUAAAUACACAGUCAUAAAAUCUUAGUAAAUUCAAUUAAUCAAAGAAACAAAAAUUUAUUACAAAUACUAUAUUUUUAUAACUAUUUUUUAAGCUAAUUAAGAUUUGUCAAAAGUAUUUUUAAAGCUAAUUAGAAUUUAUCACUCUAAACUUUGACAUUGACCAAAAUAGUACCCACCAAUUUUUUUAGGCCAUUAAAUUUUUUUCUUAAAUUACAGGUCUUUUAAUAAUUUUAGGGUCUGAAUUACAAUUUAGCACAUGUUAAAAUUAAAAAGAAAGAAUUCCUUAUUAGCUAAUUUUCUAUUUUUGUAUAUAUAUAUUUUUUUUAGACAUUGGAAGAGAGAAAUUCGAACUUGCAAUUGAAAAGUGAGGAACCACUAGGCUAAACCUAUGACCACUAUUUUAAUUUUUUUUUUAAUAAAAAUUUUACAUUUAUUUUUAAUUAUUUUUUUUUAUAUUUUUACGGUAUUCUAUAAAAAUAAUAAAAUCACAUAAAAAUAACAGAAAAAUAAUAUCAAACCAACCUUAUUUUAUGUAAAUAAAAUUUUAAAAACUGUAAAAAUAUUUAAAAAUUUCGUAAUCAUAUUUUUGUAAUUUAAAAAAAAAUGAUGAAAUAAUUACAUAAAGUACCAUUUUUGGUAAAAAAAAAUUACAGUUUUACGUUUAAAUAAUUUUUUUAUACAUUUUUACAGUUUUCAUAGAAACAACAAGAAAAUAACAUAAAAAUAACAUCAAAACAACAACAAAAAAUAACAUACAGAUAAUAAAAAAUCAACAACAAAUUAACAAGAGUACAACAUAAAAGGACCGUAAAUAAAAUUAAAAAAUCGUAAAAAUAUUUAAAAUUCUGUGAAACCGUAAUUUUAUAAUUUUUUUAUUGUUUUUGUGUAUUUAUGAAAUAAACCCAAAAAUAAUCCCUUUAAUGUUGAGGAAAUUACACUCUAUACCCUUUUUAUAUUGUCCUCUUUUAUUUUUAUCCUCUUUUUUAAAGUCUAUCUUUUUUAAACAUUGUACCAAUUUUGCCCCUGCCACUUCAAGAUACUCUCCAUGUGACUCUCUUAUGUCAGGGUAUUUUGGGUACAAUACAUAUAAAAAGAGGUAUGUUUCAAAUAAAUAUAAAAUUAGAGGUAAAUUUGGUCAAUUGAUUAAUAAAAGAGGCAUUUUUCAACUUACCCCUUUAAUGUUCCCGACAAAUAAGACUCUUUGGACUUGGUAGUGAUAAUUGGGUUGGCAAUAUAGCCCAAUCAGUGAGCCCAUCGAUGGGUCGAGUAAAAAAGAUUGGGCUGAAAAUGGCCCAAAAGAGGGAAUAUAUUCUCAACCUCACAUCACAAAACAACAAGCCACGUCAACGGGAUAGUAUCCAAAGCAACCAAUGAAACUCAUUCCCAAGAUAUCUGAUAAAAACUCUCGUACGUACAUACAUUCUUUAUCCAAUUUCCUCAAACAUAUACCACACAAACCAUCCUUAUAAACCCCUCUCCUCUAGCUAUCAUCACCCCUUGAUCCCCUCUCUCAAUCCAAUCCAAUCCAAUCCACACUCUCACCACUUACCAUGGCCACCAUGACAUCUGCAUCAGUCACCAUCCCAUCAUUCACCGGCCUCAAGGUCACCGCCGGCUCCACCAAAAUGAUGAACACCACCACUGGUGUUAAAGUAGUCAGCACCCCAGUGGCGAAGAUGAGCUUGAUCAAGGCUUCGCUCAAGGACGUGGGUGUUAUUGUGGCUGCAACCGCAGCUAGCGCCAUACUUGCGAGCAGCGCCAUGGCUCAGGACGUUUUGUUGGGAAGCAGUGACGGUGGGCUGGUAUUCGAGCCUAACAACUUCACCAUCAGCUCUGGAGAUAAGAUUGUGUUCAAGAACAAUGCUGGGUUCCCUCACAACGUUGUUUUCGACGAGGACGAGGUUCCAAGUGGUGUGGACGCAUCAAAGAUUUCCAUGUCUGAGGAAGACCUUCUUAACGCCCCUGGAGAGACCUACGCUGUUACUUUGACUGAGAAAGGUUCUUACUCCUUCUACUGUGCUCCUCACCAGGGAGCUGGUAUGGUUGGCAAAGUCACUGUUAAUUAAUUAAGUUGUUGCACCUAUAUAUAAUGUAACUGAGAUCUAUUUAUAUAUGUUCUCCAUUUUCUUUAAUUUAAAUUUAAUUAUCUUAUCUUUUA